Messenger RNA from Oncorhynchus kisutch (coho salmon), 4078 nucleotides. Its product is annotated as MHC class II regulatory factor RFX1. The record is from RefSeq and is a predicted model, not a curated record. The transcript is spliced from 17 exons. Gene Ontology annotation, molecular function: RNA polymerase II cis-regulatory region sequence-specific DNA binding; DNA-binding transcription factor activity, RNA polymerase II-specific. Bases 1 to 2304 code for a protein of 767 amino acids. Gene Ontology annotation, biological process: regulation of transcription by RNA polymerase II. Lineage: Eukaryota; Metazoa; Chordata; Actinopteri; Salmoniformes; Salmonidae. Gene Ontology annotation, cellular component: nucleus.
AUGGCGACCCCAGGCUACACAGAAGAGCUCCAGCCGCCACGCACCUCCCGCUCCACGCCAACCCAGUUCAACCAGUCAGUGUCCAUCGUCUCCACAGCCGGACAGGACAAACUUCCUGCUCAAGCCACGCCCACCAAGGCCCAGAAGACAGUGGUUAUUGCCUCUCCUUCUCAGACUCCGUUUGUUACCGCGGAGAUCCAGAGUUCUGCCGUUCAGCAGAGUAACGGACAAUGUUCCACACCGCAGUACAUCGUAGUGACCGUUACAGAUGGCUCUCUCCAUUCUAGUGACAGUGUAUCAGACUCCAGUCCUCCAGUAGUAGUGGUUCAGACAGGGGUCUCCACCCAGGUAGUACAGCAGACCACCCAACAGGUGCAGCAGCAUGUUUACUCCAGUCAGUAUGUGGAGGGAGAGGACUCUUCUUACACCACCUCUACCAUUCGUUCUGGCAGCUACCCGUACUCCGACUCCCCCCUCUACUCCCAGACCCCUCCAUCUUCCUCCUCUUCCUACUACGAGUCCACGCCCACCUCGGGGUCACAGGUCACUAACUCCGUGACUUCACAGUCGGUCUCCGUCACCGCGGCAACGGGAGGAGGUGGGAGUGGUUACGUCAUCCAGGGCGGACACGUAUUGGGAGGUGGGGACUACUCCAGUCACAACACCAGAGCAGCCCCCGCCACAGUACAAUGGCUGCUGGAUAACUACGAGGGUGCAGAGGGGGUCAGUCUGCCGCGCUGUACCCUCUACUGCCACUACCUCUUACACUGUCAGGAUCACAAGCUAGAACCUGUCAACGCUGCCUCCUUCGGCAAACUCAUCAGAUCUGUCUUCAUGGGGCUGAGGACCAGACGCCUGGGCACACGAGGGAACUCGAAGUACCACUACUAUGGUCUUCGUAUCAAGGCCACCUCCUCUCUGCUCCGUCUGAUAGACGACCACCAGCACCUCGCCUUGAGACAGCAACCCUUCUCUCAGAAACACAGGGUAAAGCCGGUUCUGAAGGUGGAGGGCAUGUCCAAUGGGAUGUCUCUGGGGGCGGGGCAGCAGCAGGGGGCGGGGCUCAGUGACAUCUCAGCUCAAGUGCAACAAUAUCAGCAGUUCCUGGACGCGUCACGGGCGCUGCCUGAGUUCCCAGAGUUGGAUCUGCAGGACAGACCUCUUCCUGAUGGGAUCGUUCCAGAACACGUCGCAGCCUUCCAACAGCUCUACAGGGAACACUGUGAGGCCAUUCUGGAUGUGAUGGUGAACCUGCAGUUCACUCUGGUGGAGACGCUGUGGAAAACCUUCUGGAGGUUCAGCGAGAGCAUCGACGCAGACACACUCAGCGUUCAUGGUGAGUCAGAGGAGCGUCUGCCUAAGUGGUACCUUGUGGUGCUGUGUAAGUACCAGCCAGUUGUUCACUGGACCAGAGACUGUGACAACACACUGUACCAGACCCUGGUGGAGAUCCUUAUCCCUGACGUAUUACGACCCAUCCCCAGUGCCUUAACUCAAGCCAUCCGUAACUUUGCCAAGAGUCUAGAGAGCUGGCUGACAAGCGCCAUGAUGAACAUACCAGAGGAGAUGGUCCGCAUGAAGGUGAUGUGUGCCGGAGCGUUUGCCCAGACGCUGCGUCGCUACACCAGUCUAAACCACCUGGCCCAGGCAGCCAGGGCCGUCCUCCAGAACACCGCCCAGAUCAAUCAGAUGCUGAGUGACCUCAACAGAGUUGACUUCACUAACGUGCAGGAACAGGCGUCGUGGGUGUGUGGUUGUGAGGAUGCUGUGAUCCAGAGGUUGGAGCAGGACUUCAAGCAGACGCUACAACAACAUAACUCUCUGGAGCAGUGGGCUGCCUGGCUGGACGGCGUGGUCUCCCAGGUCCUAAAGCCCUACCCACACAGCCCUGCAGCCUUCCCUCAGGCUGCCAAGCUCUUCCUGCUGCGGUGGAGCUUCUACAGUUCCAUGGUGAUUAGAGACCUGACUCUGCGUAGUGCUGCCAGCUUCGGAUCCUUCCACCUGAUCAGACUGCUGUAUGAUGAGUACAUGUACUACCUGGUAGAACACAGAGUGGCCCAGGCUAAAGGAGAGACACCCAUCGCUGUCAUGGGAGAGUUUGCCAGUGUGGGCAGGAGUCUGAACUGUCAGGACCCUGAUAAAGAUGAGGAAGAGGAGGAGGAGGAGAGUGAUGAAGAGGGGGUAGAGAUGACCGUGCCGUCUAACUCCGCUGGUCUGGGAGAGGGGGAGGAGUCCCUGGAGCCGCCCGUCAAGCUAGCCAGGACUGACCCCCGGGGACUGUUCAAUACCACACACACAGAGUGACUCACACACACCCAACACGCACACUGACAACUGAAACACACGCUCUCGACUUAGCCGUUGGCUAACAUGACACACACACACCCUCAACAACACACACACCCUCAACAACACACACCCUCAACAACACACACCCUCAACAACACACUCAUCCUUUGCCUUAAUGAUAGUUUGCUAUGAGCCCAUUUGUGAUCCCAAUGCCAUUAAGUUCCUUAUCUGUUCCUGCAACCUCACACACCCUGUCUGUCUGCACCUUGAUCUCUCGUGUGUGUGUAAGCGAAGGAGAGGUUUCACAGCUUACCUUUUCAUCUCUUUUAGUUAUCAUGGUUCCUCAUCACCUUCAUUGUGACAUAAGGGACAGUGACCUCUUCACUAGACACACUGGUCCUUCAUUGUGACAUAAGAGACGGUGACCUCUUCACUAGACACACUGGUCCUUCAUUGUGACAUAAGAGACGGUGACCUCUUCACUAGACACACUGGUCCUUCAUUGUGACAUAAGACGGUGACCCCUUCACUAGACAGGGUAACAGUCUGUUCCAGAUUUGACCAACUUAUCCCACUAAUUAACUUUACCACUAGCUUGGCAACUUGUUGUUGGAUGCAGAAACAGUCUUGUACGAAUACCGUGGCUGAGAUUCAAUCUGAGGUGUGUUGUAGCACCCUUAACAUUUAAAGGUAAUACCUGACUGAGCUGACAUAUGCAACAUUUACCGUGAAGACGCUGAGGAACACUGCCUUUAAAUGGGGCACUGUCAGAGGUCUACAACGUACCUCUGACUGAAUCCAGACCUAUAUGUCCCUGUCAGAGGUCUACAACGUACCUCUGACUGAAUCCAAACCUAUAUGUCACUGUCAACAGAGGUCUACAACGUACCUCUGACUGAAUCCCUUCCUAUAUGUCCGUCAGAGGUCUACAACGUACCUCUGACUUAAUCCCUUUCUAUAUGUCCGUCAACAGAGGUCUACAACGUACCUCUGACUGAAUCCCUUUCUAUAUGUCCCUGUCAACAGAGGUCUACAACGUACCUCUGACUUAAUCCAGACCUAUAUGUCCCUGUCAGAGGUCUACAACGUACCUCUGACUUAAUCCAGACCUAUAUGUCCCUGUCAGAGGUCUACAACGUACCUCUGACUUAAUCCAGACCUAUAUGUCCCUGUCAGAGGUCUACAACGUACCUCUGACUUAAUCCAGACCUAUAUGUCCCUGUCAGAGGUCUACAACGUACCUCUGACUUAAUCCAGACCUAUAUGUCCCUGUCAGAUGUCUACAACGUACCUCCGACUGAAUCCAGACCUAUAUGUCCCUGUCAACAGAGGUCUACAACGUACCUCUGACUGAAUCCCUUUCUAUAUGUCCCUGUCAACAGAGGUCUACAACGUACCUCUGACUUAAUCCAGACCUAUAUGUCCCUGUCAGAUGUCUACAACGUACCUCCGACUGAAUCCAGACCUAUAUGUCCCUGUCAACAGAGGUCUACAACGUACCUCUGACUGAAUCCAGACCUAUAUGUCCCUGUCAGAUGUCUACAACGUACCUCCGACUGAAUCCAGACCUAUAUGUCACUGUCAACAGAGGUCUACAAUGUGAAUCCAGACCUAUAUGUCCCUGUCAACAGAGGUCUACAACGUACCUCUGACUGAAACCAGACCUUCAGUACCAGUCAGUAGUUUGGAUUCAUUCCAGGGUUUUUCUUUAUUUUUCUACAUUGUAGAAUAACAGUGAUGACAUCAAACUAUGAAAUAACACAUAUGGAAUCAUGUAGUAACCCAAAAU